Molecule: messenger RNA, 8484 nt
Organism: Haplochromis burtoni (Burton's mouthbrooder)
Lineage: Eukaryota; Metazoa; Chordata; Actinopteri; Cichliformes; Cichlidae
Gene: eml1
Product: EMAP like 1
Exons: 25
Coding region: 4130-6670 (846 amino acids)
Biological process (GO): microtubule cytoskeleton organization
Cellular component (GO): mitotic spindle
Molecular function (GO): microtubule binding
Source: RefSeq, a predicted model, not a curated record
UGUUUGCAAUAGUUUAAUUCUAAUAAUAAUAAUAGUAAGAAGAAGAUUUCUAAUUAUGAAGCUUUGGCAGUGUUUGAGAAUGUCUAGACUUCACAUGUGCACAUUGCGGUUCGUUCCGAUGGAGCUUUGGGGCUUCAGCUACAUCUUAGUCUAUUGACGCUUCAAGUAUCCCACACUCUGAAAGCCCCACCUCUUGAAACAGUCUACCACUAGGAGUUAAUCUCUAAUUGGGCGAACAGCGUGGACAAGAGCAGGAAAAAUGAGGGAGAUAAAUGCUAGAGAAAGAUAAUAAAAACAUUUUACUGCCAAGUCCUCUUUACGUUUAAUCCUUCAGGCUCACUUUUUCUUCCCACAGUCAAUUUAUUUCCUGCUUUGUUUCAAGAAUUCAUCCCACAAGACUUUCAGGAGAGAGGAGAGCAGACAAAUAGAGAGGUGAAAGAGGAUAGAGACCGAAGGAGGGAGAAUAAAAUUCAGCCUGCUGCUAAGCUCAAACCCCCCCCAGAGUUUAAGGAUCACUAGCAUUGAGCAAGAUCUGCUCCACAAAUCCAGCAUAAUCCCUCUGCCACACUGUGACCAGUUCCUCUUUGACAGAGGAGAGUGUGUGUGUGUUGGAGGGAGUGUGUUUGUGUGAAGCCGAGUGGAGUUCAUGUAUGUCAUGUGCUCGAGGUAAAUCUGCCUUGAUUAGGCCUCUUUUAUGUAGUUUCUUUUUCUUUUUUCUGGACUGUUUCUUUCUAAAUCACUGGGGAAUUACAGGGCUGGAGCAGGUGUUUAUAUUUGUUAUUUCAGAUCCUCUCACAUCUGAAACACACAUCCAUGUCCUGGCCUUAGGCCUUGUUGUUACGGAGACUUUGUGGUUGACAGCGACUGAAUUUGAUGUUGUUCAUUGGAACGUUGACAGCAAAUACCACAUGGUUAAAUUGGACCUAUUGGUGGGCUGAGCUUCAGUGCUCAUAGCCUGAAACGGUCUGAAACUGAGGAUUGAUGACUUGUAAAUAUGCUGACUUCAUUACAGGAAAGUUCCGUGUUUAACAUGGGCAUCCACUGAAACUGUAUAGUUACAUAGUCUAGAUAUGUGACAGAAUAAAGGAAAAAAUGCACAAUAAGCUCCUUUAACGUGGAUUGUGGAGACAAGUUCAAGAGAUUUAUGAGAAAAGCCUUCCAUUUUUUCUGCCUUCCUCCAUUUCUCUAAUAAUUGGUGUGCAGUCCCACAGGAGGCAGGGGAAUAGUACUGAUGGUGUUUAAUACAUUAUCUGAUCAAUCACUCAGAAAAAUAAGCAGCACUUAACACCAUCUAUUUGUAAAUCACCGCCGCCAGCAUUUCAGCUCCUGUGCAGUAUGUUGGAUGUGCGUAGGUGUGAUGGUGAGAGGAGCAAGGUGGAGCUAGCUCCCGUCUGACCUCACUCUGACCCCAGGAAGGAUGUAGCUGAUGUCAGGAAGGAAGGGUUUAACAUCUUCUUACAAGGACAGUAGGAUCUCUCAGAGGGGGGUCUUUUGGCCCCACUUCAUACCCCUGUUUGACCCAGACUCACUCUUUCUGACCCCUGUGUGUGCAAAGACACACACUUACACACUUACACAGCUCCAUCUUUCAUUCUUGUCUUUGUCAGCCUAUUUGGGUCUUUCAGUGCUACCGUUUUGACAGGACAAAGAAGCCUUUCCUCCGUUGUUUAUCAUCUCCAUCUUCCUCUCAGUGGUUCCUCCUCUUUAAUCUCCUCCCAGGUUGCCUGUGAGGGCUUCCCUUUCUCUUAUCCACCUCUAGAUAUUUAUUACCUCUUAAGCCCCGGUCAGGCAAAAGCCCUCAGUGGCAGCUUGUAAACUGCAUCUGUCUCCCUAAUCUGACCAGUUGAUUAGCUAAAGCUAUCAGGUCGUCCCCUGCUCUCUCCUGCAGGUGACACAGGGGAUUGAUGGGCUUUUAAGUAACUCUCAGUCUGUUGUUUCUCUCUUUCCUCAUUUUUCUCUCCAGUCUGUAACUGUAACUAAACUCUCCGACCUCCUGACAGGCACCUGAUGGAUCAUUUCAGUCGUCCCUGAGGCACACUGUAACUGUGUAAAUGCGUCACUUUUAAGCACAACACUUUUCUUGUCUUGUACUGUGCAUAACAUUAGAAAAAAAUAAUCAUCACACAUGUUAUUAGUCUUCCACUUAGUUCUAGUAUUGUGCUGAAGUGCCCUGAAAGUUGACAUUAAGUUAUCAUGAGGUAGUAACAAAGUGCCAUCAUUAGCUGAAAUUCAGAACUAAUUGUCAAAGUAGCAUGUUGAUUUGCUACAUUAAGGUAAAUAUGCUAAAAAAUAUGCUAAUAUCACACCCACGUUUCAUCAGAGUGCUUACUGAAAUUAGCAUUCAGGUCAAAGCACCACCUGCUCUGUGAUCACACACACCCACCUUUAUUCUCUCUCAUUUAGCUCUGUAUUUCUCAUGCCUGUCCUUAAAUCGCUGCCUCCUUUAAUUCCUUUGUGCUGCUCAAUGGUGAUAAAGUCCAGACCUCCAUUAGUGAAUCAUGCUGAAGACUGGUUGUUUAUUAAGUGUGACUCAAUUUGGAGCAGCUGAACUGGCGCUGUGGCAGUAACACCACCUGGUCUAUGUGCGUCUGUGUUGUGAAAUUAAAAAAGGGGGGGGGGUAAAAAAAGCUGGCAAGCUGGAGCACAAGCAAGUAGCAAAAAGAUGCACCGAAGCUGCAGCGAUAUCAGAUCUGCCUGAAAAACAGGAAUAGUUGUCAAAAUGUUGUGACAGCCUGUUUCCUGCAGCCUCUCGCUCUUUUGAUCUGGUGGUUCUCUGCAAACACUGGUUGCGGCUUUUUCGGUACCUCCCAUUGUGGCACAGCUUAACCUGGCAGCUGAACUUUCCAUCAAAUCAGUUUAGCUUUAUUGUUUGGAUCUUCUGCACCGCUGAGAGUAAAGAAAACAGACAUCAAUCACUCUGUUUGUCAGCGGGUUAUUGGCAAAGUGAGCACGAGUGCUCGAACACAUGGGGAGACAGCUGCUAGCAUGACAUUUCCUCCAAGGGAAUGUCCCUAACCUUGUCUUUUUUCCCUUCCUCGUGUCUGUGUGUGCAUUCAUAUCCUUACAUAUUUUACAUAUUGAAGGAGUGACUCAGCUAAAAAGGCUCCUGCAGAAUUUAUGAGGCUGCUGUGCUUUGCUCCCCUUUAUGCUCGUCAUAAGCAUUUUCCACAUCUAUUUUUACUCCUUUAGCGUAUCAAUUCUUUGGAAGGCACGAGUCCAGAAGAAGGGGAAAUGAGUCAAAGCAUGUGUGCCCUCCUCCUCCAGUGUUCAUUAUUGAUGACAGUGAGGUCAGUAAAUAAGGCGGAGAUGCAAGCUGGAGUGUUGGGUUAUUUUAGAGCUGUAAAAAAAAUGAACUGAAGAGCGUUUUUCAUUUAAUCCCCGUGGCUGCAGUGAUGGACAAGCACUUAAGCAGGCUGCUGGUUCUGCCAGAAUCACAUCUACUUGCAGGAGGAAGGUAAUAGGGAGCAGGGUGUCAAAAUGCAUUACGGCGAGCAGACAGAUGGGCUCUGAGAUCCGCCUCGGAUUUGUGACCCAGCCGGGUAUUGACCAGAUAACAAAAUAGGGACAGAAAGAAAAAGUCAGAUAGAAGCUGGAGCAGACUGACAGAAAUGAAAUGAUUUAAGCAGAUAGCUGACAGGUGUGAAUACCACACUGGUGCAGCAAUCUUGUUUUGUGGUGAUGGAUUUGCUGUUAAAUGAAGAUUGACAUCUUACUGAUACUGAGUCUCUGGGCAGAAGGCAUGUGACCUGAGCCCCAGACAGAGCUGAGCAAAUUUAGCUAAAUCGGCUCUCUGUGUGAUCGCGCUGUCGGCACAUAAGCAUCACGCCAUCAACACAUAUUCCUCCAUAUGAAAACAAACUUGUCUGACCUUUUCCGAUUCUGGUUGUAGCUGUAAACAUGUUAGUGGGCGUUAACUCGGCCCAGAUGUUGGAACCAAGGCAGAAAGUGGCAUAUGUUGGGAUGGUAGCACAGGGCUGGGUGGAAACGGGGCCGUGACAGCCAGUCAUUGUGCUUCGGUAUUACACUGUCAUUGUGUCAGUGUUGGGAGCAGACCCACGACAGAUGCUCGACAGAUAAUAGAAGCGUUAUCUCUGGAUGUUCACUCAGUGACACACUGUUGCAUGUAAAUAUGAACAAGGAUUGCUUCAAAGAGAGAAUCUCAGAUGACAGUGCGUCAGCGGCCAGCAGUAUGGAGGUGACCGACCGCAUCGCCUCCCUGGAGCAGAGGGUCCAGAUGCAGGAGGAUGAGAUUCAGCUGCUCAAGUCCGCUCUAGCUGACGUGGUCCGCAGACUCAAUGUGUCUGAAGAGCAGCAGGCCAUGGGUGCACGCAGAGGACCCACCAAAGACCCCGCUAUGAUGAGAAAAUCUCCCUCAGCAGACAGCAAUGUUGGGAAGCCAGCCAGGCCAAUGAUCGCCACCCUGCCGUUACGGCCCACAGUAAACAACGGGACCGUCCUACCAAAGAAAGGCAGCGGGACUCUGCCAUCCCCAUCUGGAUCUGGAUCCAGGAAGGACACCAGCGCGCCAGCCAACAAGACUUUCUCCUCCCUGUCUCGUUCCUCCAGAAUUCUCUAUCUGCCCCUCAGCACUGUGAGGAGAGCCAAUUCUAAUGAACAAAUGGGGACACUCAAUCGGAAAGAUUCAGGUGACUCCAAGGGCAACCGAACCCGAGCCGGAUCCACCGGAAGCAACUCCAGCGGCAAAAGGAGUGACAGCAAACAGAGGGACCCAGUGUUCAAUGCAGGAAUGCGACGUGUGACCCACUGCAAAGAGGAGGGUUAUGUGAAAAUGUAUUUGAAAGGUCGCCCCGUCACCAUGUACAUGCCCAAAGACCAAGUGGACAGCUACUGCCUGGAGGCAAGAGCAGAGCUACCUAGCAACAAACUCAAGCUGGACUGGGUCUAUGGCUACCGUGGUCGAGACUGUCGCUCCAACCUUUACUUGCUCCCCACUGGAGAAACGGUGUAUUUCAUCGCCUCCGUGGUCGUCCUGUUUAACGUGGACGAGCGGUUGCAGAGACACUACACCGGACACACAGACGACAUCAAAUGCCUGGCUGUCCACCCUGAUAAAAUCACCAUAGCAACUGGGCAGGUGGCGGGCACCUCCUCAGACGGAAAACAGCUGGCUCCUCACGUUCGUGUGUGGGACUCCGUCAGCCUCAACACCCUCCAUGUUCUGGGCACCGGCUUCUUUGACAGAGCGCUCGUCUGCUUGGCUUUCUCCAAGUCGAACGGAGGAAACACACUUUGUGUCGUCGACGACUCCAACGACCACGUCCUCUCUGUGUGGGACUGGCAGAAAGAGGACAGGCUGGCUGAAGUUAAGUGCUCCAACGAAUCGGUGUUUGCUGCGGACUUUCACCCCACAGACAGCAACAUCGUGGUGACGUGUGGCAAGUCCCAUCUAUAUUUCUGGAACCUGGAGAAAGGCAUGCUGGUCAAGAAGCAGGGACUGUUUGAGAAACAAGAGAAGCCCAAGUUUGUGUUGUGCGUGACCUUCGCGGAAAAUGGAGACGCUAUAACCGGAGACUCGAGUGGGAACAUCCUGGUGUGGGGAAAAGGCACUAAUCGCAUCAGCCACGUCAUCCAAGGAGCUCACGAAGGCAGCAUCUUUGCUCUGUGCAUGCUGAGGAACGGCACUCUGGUGUCUGGGGGGAAAGACCGCAGGCUCAUUUCCUGGGACAGCAGCUACCAGCAGACACAAACGGUGGAGGUGCCUGAGUUGUUUGGUCCCAUCCGGACUAUAGCAGAGGGCAGAGGGGAGAGUGUGCUCAUCGGGACCACAAAGAACUUUGUUUUGAAAGGCAGUUUGGAUGGAGAGUUCAUGCCCAUUACACAGGGUCACACUGAUGAGUUGUGGGGUUUAGCCAUCCAUCCCUGGAAACCUCAGUUCCUGACCUGUGGGUAUGACAGGCAGGUCUGUCUGUGGGACUCAAGCUCCCAUCAGCUGAUCUGGUCCAAGAGCCUGGAAGAUGCUGCACAGUCAGCAGGUUUCCAUCCUUCUGGAGCUGUGGUUGCUGUAGGAACCCAGACGGGCAGGUGGCUGGUACUGGACACAGACUCUAAGGAUUUAGUCACAAUGCACACAGAUGGGAAUGAGCAGCUGUCGGUUAUGCGCUAUGGGCCAGAUGGUAACUUCCUGGCCAUCGGAUCCCACGACAACUACAUCUAUAUCUACGCUGUGGCAGAAAAUGGGAGGAAGUACAGUCGAGUGGGGAAGUGCUCGGGUCACUCCAGUUUCAUCACUCAUCUGGACUGGUCUGUGGACUCUCAGUACCUGGUAUCAAAUUCAGGCGACUAUGAGAUACUGUACUGGAUCCCAUCAGUGUGUAAACAGGUGGUCAGCGUGGAGACAACCAGAGAUAUUGAGUGGGCCACCCACACCUGCACUCUGGGCUUCCAGGUCUUUGGCCUGUGGCCCGACGGCUCAGACGGCACCGACAUCAACGCCGUGUGCAGAUCCAACGAUAAGAGCCUCCUGGUUACCGGAGACGACUUUGGGAAGGUCCACCUCUUCUCAUACCCCUGCUCACAGUUCAGGGCUCCCAGCCAUGUUUACGGUGGCCACAGCAGUCACGUGACCAAUGUAACCUUCCUGUAUGAUGACAGCUGCCUGGUGUCGACAGGUGGGAAGGACAUGAGCGUGAUGCAGUGGAGGAUAGUCUGAGCGAGCACAGAAAUGGAUACUGUCCAGCUUCUCGCUGCUGCUGCUGCGGCUGAAGCAAAGUGAACCAAACUGCACUAAACUGAACCAAACCAAACUGAAACGAACUCAGACGCUAACACAGAUGUGGAUCUGAAUGAACUGAAGUGGUUUUGAUUGAAGAGAAACUUUUUGACCUGAGGUUUCCUUUCCCCGAUCCACACACAGAUCUUAACUGCGACAAACUGUCGGGGGUCUGACAUGCGCCUGCUUGAAAGACAAAAAUCCUCUUAUUUCCCCCUUUCUCUGUCUCCGCACUACAUGUAAAAAGAAAUCUCCCCCUCGCGUACUGUAGCCUUGCACCCAGCGACAUUAAACAAAACAAAUCAAACGGAUCAAUGCGAAAACCAAAGGCCCUGUCUGACCCGAUGGGUGCGUUUUUACAGUUUGGCUUCACUGUCCUUGUGUAGUACACACUCCUGCCACCAGAUAAUGGACUGAAGAGGUUUGUUUUGCUGCCUUUCAGAGCCCCUCCAGACUGAACUGGAGAUCCGAGAACACUGCAACAAAAACUGUGCACAGAAAAAAAUACAGUGUGAUUUUUUUCUAAUUGUCAAACUUUUAUUUUGUAUUUAACAACUCAGGAAAGCACUAGUGAAGCAAGGCCCUUCCCCGUUUUGUUAACACUGUCACAUCAGAAAGAGUCUCUGAAAAAACAUCUCACUAAAAUAUCCAAACGUCUCAUUAACGGUUAAUAUUAGAUCCAACUUUUGUUCAGCCAUUAUUGCUUUGUUGGUUUUGUGGGACUGAGGAGGAUACUGUGAGUGAGGAGGUUGUUACCCACUAUUUAAAACCAGAAGGAUCUAAUAAGAAAUUUAUUUGAACAUAUUCAAAUUGUUUGUGCUUCCAUCUCUUUACACAGGACCCCUUUCCUAUUAUUUAUUGAUUGUGCGUAAAAUCCUUCACUGCCAGCUUGAUUUCCUUUGACCCUUUUUCCUGCAAUAAAUCUCUGUUUAGAUCGGUAGAUGUACUAAAAAGUUUGAAACUGAGGACGCUGUGGGUGAAAUAUACACUAUUUUGGUUUGCUAGGUUUCUCUGACUUUUGCCUGGAGUGCAAGGAGAAUCAAAAUGAAGCGUAUGCUGAGGUUUUCAGUGAUGUGAAGCCCUUUCAAAUCUGUGUCUUUCCACUUUUUAUUGUACCUACAUCAGUUUAUGAAGGGGAAGAAUGAGACCAUUACACUGUAACUGUCUGAUGUGCUUCUCAGCUGUGCGCCAUCAGUCACUGGCAAGAUAUUUAACAGAACUGUUGAGAUGUUUUUUGGGGGUUUUUUCUAUAAUGCACUGCUUCUGCCUGAUUUUAAAAAAGAAAUACAGCAGGUCUAUUAAGCUAAUUAACAUUUAGCACUUACUGGAGCUUUUCAUAAACCAAUGUCUGCUCUCAGGCUUUAAAGCUGUCUGCCAUCCGAUCAGCGGUACGAUGUGUAGCAUGUCACACUCCUUAUGGUUAACAGAAAAGCCAAAUGAGCACACGUGCAUGAGUAAAUGGGACUUUUUUUUUACGUGAUAAUUGGUUGGGGUUUAGCUGAUUUUAGUGUGAACAUAGCUGCUGCUGUUAUGAGGCACACUGAGGUGGUUUAAAAAUCCUGAAGGCUGGCUGAUUGUUUUAUCGGUUUAUGUCCUUUUAUCAGGAAAAUUUCAGAUCUUUUAACAACAGUGAUUUAAAGCUGCCACUCUACAGAGUGAAUGUAACAUUUAUUUGUCUUACCACUUUAACACUUGGGGCUGCAAAAUACCAUUGAACAUUAAAAUCUCUCUGGAAGUAAAUGAUGAAAUACAAA